This is a messenger RNA of Thamnophis sirtalis, 2175 nucleotides long. Its product is annotated as maestro heat-like repeat-containing protein family member 7. Gene Ontology annotation, cellular component: cytoplasm. Lineage: Eukaryota; Metazoa; Chordata; Lepidosauria; Squamata; Natricidae. The record is from RefSeq and is a predicted model, not a curated record.
UGCUACCUUUUUAGCUUGCAAGCCUGAGAAUAGAGUCUACUUUGGUAUUGGACUCAUUUGUACACCUGCAUACUAUUUUUUAAUCCCAUUAAUGAUUAAUAACAAUCAAAUAGUGAAAUUAUACCUGUGUUAAUAACUCUAAUUAUUAACCAUUGCAGCAGUUCCUGGAUAACCACGAAGAAAACAUUAGUUUCCUGCGUGCCAUUUCUGCAAGUUGCGUGGCUGCACAAAAAUGUGGCCAAGACACACUGGAUCUUCCAUAUUCAAAAAAUCAGUUGACUGAGGCACUAGUGAUGGUGAUGGAGACACUGCCCAGUCACUCAGUCCCAUCUUUCAUUCUCUCCUGUUCUAUGCUCGCUGUCUACAACCUGAGCAAAAUGAAGCCCUCGCUUGCUUCUGAUCUAGAAACAGGUAUUUUGCGACUAGCUCUUCACGGUAUAUUCAGCAUGGAAACGCAAACAACCGAACCUCAUAGUGUGGCGCUGUACAGAUCAUCCUUUGACACCCUGGACAUGAUGCUGAAGGGCCUGCUGUCUGAGGCACCUACCAUCAGCCACCUCCUAUUUAUAUUAGAGCACAUCAAUUUCUGGAUUCGUUCACAAGACCCUCAAGAGAGGUUCAGAGCCAUUAAUUGCAGCAUCUCCUUACUUCGCCAUGUGAAUCAGCAAUCAAAUUUUGAGAAAUCUGGGGAACUACCUGGUUUGGGACACCAGGUAGCACAAUUUGCAGUUUGUAUCACAGAUUCAGUGGAAGAGGUGAGCUACCAAGCCAGAGAUGCCAUUAACUGCCUUUACCAACUCCUCCUGAAUCAUAUGGGAUUCAGCACAACAGAGCCCAUAGAGUUAUGGUGCCAGGAAACAGAAGACAAGAAGAUGCUGGCUUAUCUUGAUGCCUGCAGGGUGGGUGAGAUAUUCAAGAACAUCUUCACAGAAGAUCAGAAGAGAGCUUUUCUGCAGACCUCCUUGCUGGCCAUGUAUGAUCCCUUGAUGAGGAUAAGUCAAGCUGGAAUUCUUCUAGUUUAUUCCCUCUUGGGGAAGACAGCAGAAUUAAUGCGGGAAUCGGCAGAAGACGUGGAGAAGGAGAUCUACAUGCAACUUCACAAGCUUCGGAUUCUCCGAGAGGUGCCUGAAGCAUUGCAAAACUUUCUCCCAAAUUAAGGUGCCAUACUCCUGAGGACUGAAAGAAUGAACCACUUAAGAAAGGAGGACAAGAAUAGUGGGAGAGAAGGAUUUUCAGUCUGUUUUCAACUGUUCCCUGUUGUGGUUUAACUUGUUUCCUCCUCCCAUCCCUAAUAGUGAGAAGCCAUUUUUUUCUCCCUAGGAACCUUGAAGAACCUAGAGAUUGUUUCCACCCAGAACUAAUUUUGUGCUGGAUCACAGAGUAGCAUUCAAUAUAACUGGCACUUAAAAGCACCAGGCAGCAUAUGCCUAGGUAUGGUGUCACCAGGGGAGCAGUGAAUGAUACACGCUAUAUUGGUGCAUCGUUCAGUGACUCCAAGGGCCACAGCCAAAUUUCUUUGUAUUACUAUUAUUACUAUUUCAUUAAGCAAGCAAGGUGAUUUCUGAUUAAAUUACUGUAUAUAUUUUUGUGAAGGUUUAUGCUUAUGUGAGAUCUUACCCUUAUUUAUUUCUUACUCUUACUUUUGAACCAACUCCUGGAGACAAAGAUUCCAGGGUUUGUGGCAUUUCAUAAAUCCUUUUUACUUUUAGAUUGAGAAGGUAUUACAAGGAUGCAGUCACCCAGAAAGAGGUCAUAAAAAGAACAAUGUGAUUAUUACAUUACCAGCCAGCUGAAAAAACACAGAACUUCUUUUCUCUGCUGUUCUAUUUAAAUCGUUCUCGUUUCUGUUACGCUUGGCAUAUAUUAAUAUGAGCAAAGGAAUUUCUGCAAACAGCUUCUGGCUGUUCUAAAUAUUUAUAGUCUGUAGCAUUUGCCCAUUGGCCAUCGCCCAUAAUCAACUGCCCAUAGAUUACUUUGCAGUCUUAAUUGAAAAUUAAGAGUGACAAAGAGAAAUCUAAGGGAUUAAGCUCUCAGCAUGACUGAUGUUCAGCUUUGUUCUCUGAAAAUGAUUAGAGGCAUCUUCUUUUUAAGGUGCGUGGGAGAUGAGGUGGGCCUCAUGUUGAAUACUAGCGCGGGAAAUACAAGCGCGGGAAUAAAGAACUCCCUUCUGAUUGG